This is a messenger RNA of Alternaria hordeiaustralica, 4608 nucleotides long. RefSeq lists its product as uncharacterized. NCBI's taxonomy places the organism in Eukaryota, Fungi, Ascomycota, Dothideomycetes, Pleosporales, Pleosporaceae. The transcript has 2 exons. Gene Ontology annotation, molecular function: protein binding. The record is from RefSeq and is a predicted model, not a curated record. Bases 1 to 4608 code for a protein of 1535 amino acids.
AUGCAGUCUUCACACAAACGUGGAUCCAUAGCCUCGGGCGCAUCGAACGGAUCGUUCUUCUCGCGGAGCUUUACAAGAAGGGACACAGGACGCACCGAUGACAGUGUAGACUUCCCCAAGGGCGCCAUCGGUCUGACCACAUUACACGAUCCAGAAGAAGAUGCUGUCGCAGAUAUCAUUUUCGUGCAUGGGCUGAAUGGCGGCUCCGAAAGUACUUGGACGAAGAAUGGAAACCCGUCACUCUUUUGGCCCUCUGCUUGGCUCCCAAACGACGAAGCGUUCAAAGAUGUCAGGAUUCAUACUUUUGGCUAUGCUUCUGGCCUAAGCAAAGACAUGGGCGGUCUAGUCAUCAAAAAAGCCUUUGUACUUGGCCAUCAAACCAAGGAGUUCGAGGGCCUAAUACGCAAUAUCUUCGCUAUAUUCUUCUUGGCAACACCGCAUCAAGGCGCCGGCAUAGCGGAUACCCUUGGUAGGAUACUCGCGCUGGCCCCUGGUUCCAGGCCAUUUGUUCAGGAUCUAUCCCCGGAGUCGCCAGUGCUCCAGUCGAUCAACGAAGAAUUCCCUCUCUACAGUAGCUCUCUACGCUUAUUUUCUUUCUAUGAGACUGAGCCCAUGAAAAUUGGCAUCGGAACACAACUGAUAGUGGAAAAGCACUGCGCAGUCAUGAAUUACCCCAAUGAGCGGAGAACAUAUCUGAAUGCGAACCAUCGCAAUGUGGCGAAGUUCUCACUGCAAACCGAUCCGUCCUACCUGGCUGUCAGAAAUGCUUUAGCGACUACGAUCGCGAGUAAAAGAACACCCAAGGCACUGUCGAAUCAGACAGCAGGUUUCGAGCAAAUUGAAGCACUCAGUACUUUCCUCAGUGUUACCGAGACCCCCGAUGACGAGCUAGAGAGCCAGUCAACUCGACUGUCCGAAACGUGCGAUUGGUUUCUUGACAGAAACGCAUUUCAGGAGUGGCGAAAAGCAGCAGAUUCGAAAACUCUGUGGGUACGUGGUCGACCUGGCGCUGGGAAGAGCGUUCUCUCGGCGCACAUCAUCCAUCACUUGAGGGGAUUAGGUCUCGACUGUUCCUUCUACUUCUUCGUGCAGGGUGACAAAACGAAAGCCACGAUCAAUACGUUUCUCCGAUCGAUGGCGUGGCAGAUGGCCAGUCAACACCCCCACCUUCUGAGUAUCGUUCUUGAUAUCUCGACAAGCUCGCAGAUUACUGGGAUAAACAAGACUGAUCAUGUGGCCGUAUGGCGGCGUUUAUUCCUGAGUGGCAUGUUGAAAUGCCGUUUGGACACGCCUCAGUACUGGGUGAUUGACGCGGUCGAUGAAUGCAAAGGAGGAUCUGAACUUGUAACGCUUUUAUCAAAGAUGCAAGAAGUUUGGCCGAUCUCUCUCCUCAUAACGUCAAGGGACUCUUUCGACAGAUAUGCCGAUGGAGCUGUUCAAAGAAUCGAGGUCAUGUCGGAAACGAUCCAAGAGGAAGAUACUAACAAAGACAUCGCUCAGUACCUACGUUCAUGUCAGGAUCAACUGCCAGCCACCGGGGCAGCAGAACGUGAAGCGAUGUCCCAAGAGAUUCUCAAGAAUGCCAAUGGAUGCUUCCUGUGGGUUACCCUUGUACUCAAGGAACUGCGCCAGGUACAUACGUCUACUGAGAUCCGCAAAGUACUUUCCAGCAACACUGCCGACAUGGACGAGAUGUAUGGCCGGAUACUUAACGACAUGGCAAAUGCGAAGUUCGGAAAAGAGCUUGCAAAGGCUAUCCUUGUGUGGACAACGUUUGCUUUUCGAUUUCUCUCAACCGACGAGAUGCAUUGCGCUAUUGAGCUCGACAUCCACGACAAAAUCGACGACAUCGAACGAUCAAUCAGUACUUGCUGUGGAAAUCUUGUGUAUGUAGAUCGCAGCAAAAGGGUCCAGUUACUUCAUCUUACUGUCAGGGAUUUCCUUACUCGGCAAGGCAUGAGAUCAGAGUUUCAGAUCGAGCGUGCUACUGCACACAAACGUCUUGCUUUGGUCUGCCUUCGUUAUCUGACCCGUAGUCAAGCUCGGCCGACUAAACCUCGAAAGCUGAGUGUGGACCAAAUCCCGGAGAAGCCUCGCCUUAUGGACUAUGCAUCUGAGUAUGUCUUCCAACACAUAUUCCAUGUAACCUCCAGCGACAACGAGGUCCUUACACUAUUGGGCAAAUUUAUGGGAUCAGACUGUGUGCUCAAAUGGAUCGAACAUCUCGCACGGAAAGGUGAUCUUGAAAAGGUUUACCAAGCGGGGAAGACUUUGAACAACCUCCUGGGAAGAUUGGCCCAACACAGCCCACUUGUCGGGUUGAGAAAAGAGUUAACAGUCUUACACAGUUGGGGCAACGAUCUUACCCAUCUUGUCACCAAAUUCGGAAAAGAGCUGUCGUUUUCACCCUCAGCGAUACACCGCCUGAUACCGCCAUUUUGUCCAGUAGAUUCAGCGCCCAGCCGACAAUUCUCGUCACCUCACCGGGGACUGAGCGUUCUUGGACAAAGUACCGAAGGCUGGCAAGAUUGUCUUGCAAUUCUCAACUACACCAAGCCGGCUCGACCACUCACUGUAGCUACGUCACAAAGGUUCUUCGGACUUGGGUUAUCUACCGGAAAGGUCAUGAUCUACGAUGAUGUCACCUGCCAAGAAGAGACCGUAUUACAACACGGGGAGCCGGUCUGGGCGCUGGCGUUCAGCGAAACUGGCCUGACCUGUGCUUCCGCUGGGGCAAAGUCUAUCAAAGUAUGGAACGUGAUGAACUGGACUGAGGUAUUCCGCUUCGCCAUUCCAGUCAUGUGUCUUUCACUCGCGUUCAGCGAGGAAGACAUGCUUUUGUUCGCAGCUACCAAAAAGAAUGAACUCAUGUGCUGGAACCUUGCAAAUGGUGGGGUACCAGAAGAUGUGGCUGACUGGACGAUCGACUUCGACGAGCAGUCGAGCGUGCAGUCAAAACAACCAACACUGGCAGUGUUCUGUCCCCAGCAAAGCAUCUUGGCCAUUGUUUAUCGUGGAGAGGACAUAGUCUUAUGGGACUACGAACGAGAUCGUGUGUAUGAUCUCUACGAUAAAGAAACGGGUUCCACUCUUCAUGGGCCGCUGAAGGUCUCGGAUGGGAGCACAACUGUAUGGAGCCUUCAGUUCAGCACGCUUAGAGACGAGACUUUGCUUGCCGCAGCAUACUCAGACGGCGAUCUCGUCAUAUACGACACACUCCACGGAACAGUACGUGACCUCAUCAUAGGUGUUAACGCGCAAAAGCUGUCAUGCUCACCCGAUGGGCGUACGCUCGCAUGCGCAGAUUCGCUUGGAACGAUUCAAUUGUUCGACAUGGAGACGGUCAAGCUUUUGUAUCGGCUGGAGUUUGAAGGCGAUGCUAUAGCACCUAGGACGCUUGCAUUCACUUCUGACAACCACCGCAUCAUUGAUAUACGGGCGAACCAGUGUCGGCUAUGGGAUCCAGCUGUGCUGCUGCGACAGGACGUAGAUGACGAGAAUAGUGACACAAUCUCGGUAUCCACAGCUCCGCAUGAGGCCAGCUUUCGCGGUUCCAUGUCAACUCACAUAACGGCUCUAGAGUGUAUAUCCUUAGCUUCUAGCGUCUUCUGCGGCAAAGAAGACGGAUCGGUGCAUAUUUACGAUAUCUCCCGAGAGCCUAAAGGCACUGAAUUGUUCAAACAGACCGUCGGCAUACCCAUUAUACUGCUCCAUUUCAACGCUGAGAGCAUGAUCCUGGCUUGCAGCGAUGCUGCCAGCCGAGUAACGAUUAGGCAAAUGAAGCGAGACGGGCGGAAAUCAUGGACUGCGGCUGCCCCGUAUAUCGACACAGUCAUCGGACGUGGUAUCACUGGACUCUUAUUGAAUGCCAAGCACUCUAGAUGUCUAGUCGCAACGGACGAAGAGACACAUCUCUGGUCAACGUCACAGGACGCCAAACAAGCUUCUCUGGUCACGAUGCAGCCUGAGCGUAAAGGUCACUGGGUACAUCAUGGGAGCAACGCAGACAUCUUGCUCUUUGUGUCCGCAACAUCUGCUCGCAUGUGUUCCUGGACCACGCUCGAACUAUCGCACACCAUAUCAUUGAGCAAUUUAACCGAGCCCUUCACAGCGAUCGGUCGAGUACGUUCUCUUCGACACCCUCGUUACUUCAUUGGCAUCUCAGUGGACCCAUCGCGAGUGCGAUCAUCGCAAAACGUUAUACGAAUGUACGACUACAAUGACUUCAACCUUGACAUGGAACAAGUUGCAAGCGUUCAAGAUCUCGGAACUUUGUCGUCGAAUGUGCACACCAUUAUCGGUAUCUUCAGCGAGAGAUUGGUCUUCCUGGAUACGAACAACUGGGUGCGCUCUUUGGAGAUCAAUACAGACGAUGCGAUGCCUGUUCGUCAUUUCUUCAUCCCGAACGAUUGGGUGAGUCUUGUACAAGGUUUGGUAUUGGAUAUCGGUCAUAGUGGCGAGAUCAUAUUCGUUAAGAGAGGGGAGCUGCUGGUCAUCAAACGCGGGCUAGACAUGACGGACCAAGGUAUACUCACACCCAGGAAGAGAAGCAUGAGUCCUAGAAGCGCUAUGUUUGGAGGUCUCGCGCAUCGCACAAUGAGUCAUUGA